Messenger RNA from Manduca sexta (tobacco hornworm), 1350 nucleotides. It is a transcript of the gene holn1, whose product is annotated as CD2 antigen cytoplasmic tail-binding protein 2 homolog. The record is from RefSeq and is a predicted model, not a curated record. The coding region runs from base 307 to 1296 and encodes 329 amino acids. The transcript is spliced from 4 exons. Lineage: Eukaryota; Metazoa; Arthropoda; Insecta; Lepidoptera; Sphingidae. Gene Ontology annotation, cellular component: U5 snRNP. Gene Ontology annotation, molecular function: protein binding.
CUACAAAAAUAAGAUAUUUACAGAAAAUAUGCUGAUAUUCACUUAAAAAAAACUGAAAAUCACGAUGUGGAAACAAUAUAGAGUAUUUUACAUUGGUGUUUUGCUAUUUCGCGGCAGAUUAAGUGAACGCAAAAUUUCUGUAUGAUAAUCUUGCCAAUUGACGAUGUAUAUAAUCUUAGAAUUCUUUGGUGAUUUAGCGAUAAUUAUUAAUCGUUAUCUACUAAACGUAAGAUUGGCGGGAUGGGCGAAUGGAAACCUAGUGGAAAACGCUUAGAGAGAGUUGAGUGCUAAUUAGUAUAUGAGAAAAUGUCGAAGCGGCCGGCCUCUGAAGUCUUUGACGACGAAGGACCGAAACAACCAGUGAGGGAGGGAAAAAAACACUCAUUGGAUUCUGACGAGGAAGAUAAUGGGGCAGAAGAGGAAAGGAACAAUGUGAUGAAUGCAGACGAUAUUGAAGGAGAAGAAGAAGGAGUUGGGGGAAUUGAAGGUGAAAUUACUAUAACUCCAUUUAAUAUGAAGGAAGAGCUGGAGGAAGGACAUUUUGAUGCACAAGGACAUUAUCAAUGGAAAAAACAGACAGAAAUAAAAGAUGGCUGGUUAGAUAACAUAGAUUGGGUGAAAGUCAAGGGCCGACCUGAAGACAAGUACAAAAUUCACAAAAGUGAAGACAACAAAGGACUGGGCGAUGAAUCCAGCAGUGAAGAUGAAGAGAUUAAUGAGAAAUUUGAUUUGAUAGAAAAUUACAAAGAAAUUUUACAACAUAUGAAACCACGAGAAACCAUUGCUAAGGCUUUGCAGAGAUUAGGUGCAAGUUCAAAAAUUUCUUCUGCAGAGCGUUGGAAAAGGAAAAAAGCAGGAAUUAUUGAUGAAAACAGCAAAAUUGUUACAAGAAUAACAGAACUUGCUAAUCAAAUCUUAACAAAAAUGGGUAAUAUGGACAUUUAUCAAGAGAACUAUGAAAAAAUUAAUGGCAUUGUCUCUAAAGCUAGUAAUGAAGAUGCCGAUUUAGAUAUGUAUGCAGAUGACUUUGAUCAGAAAGAAAAGCAAAAUCUAGAAUCUAAAAAUCCAGACCCAACUCCAUUUGAAACUAAAACUGAGGAGAAGAAUACCAAUGAAGUCAAAUGGGAGUUUAAAUGGAGUCAAAAUGAUGACGAUGUAUCAGGACCGCAUUCCACAGAACAAAUGAAUAAGUGGGCUUCAGAAGGCUACUUUAAAUCUGGUGUAUGGGUGAAAAAGCAAGGAGAAGACAGUCAAUUUUACAAUUCCAACAGAAUUGAUUUUGAAUUAUACAUGUAGUCUUCCUUUACAAAAUAUUGUAUAAAUAAUCUACAAUUGUAUGUUUUAUUUUUA